Messenger RNA from Mesorhabditis belari, 1272 nucleotides. The record is from the annotation of a GenBank genome assembly. NCBI's taxonomy places the organism in Eukaryota, Metazoa, Nematoda, Chromadorea, Rhabditida, Rhabditidae.
AUGACAUACGAUCAAAUGAUGAGUCUCGACGAAAACACUCUGGAGCAGGAACAUGUGACGAAAGGAGCAAGGAAGAAAAUUCUUCAGUCAAUCGAGAAACUCAUUCAACGUCCCGCAAUUCUCCGUGAAAACGAACAAAUGUUAUUCAUGGGUGCUGGGAAACGGUGUGUGAAUUGCGCUAUUGUGUGUCUCCUUCAAACACUCGGCACACCAAUUCAUCCAUACAGAUCGACAAAUUCCAAAUCGAUUGAUACGCCAUGUAUCAAAAUACAGGAUCAGAAUUUACCGGGUAUGCUUUAUCGUCUCCUAUUCCAUGUGCAUUGCCUCGUUUUUUGUGGUGGUUUACAAGCUGUUCGUGAAGAUCUCGAAGAUGAAUAUCUUUUCAUGUUACUCAAUACUUAUGAUAGGAUUCUCAGCAAUGCUGCAUUUACUGCGGCUCAAAAAGAGCAAGUUCUGGCGUGGAAAAAAGAGGCCAGAAAGUUUGUGGAACCGGCUGAAUUGAGGGGACAUCGAGUGAACACUCCACACACAACAAAAUGCGAUUCGUGUUUCACGAAAAACCAAGAGCGAACCCGUUCCGAGCAACGAACGAUCUAUCAAAAUUUGGUCAGUUUGUCCAAUUUGCCCAGUUUGCCCAAGGGUUUCUUCGAUCUGGAUUUGACUGCUCAAUACGUGGUAGCAAAUCAACAGCUAAUACUCCUGUUGAUGCAAGGACAACAAGGACUUCUUCAACAACAACAGCAAAAGGAGCAAGAAAUCCACACAUGGACCAAUUACAUUAACACACUCAAUCAACCACAACCACCAGUUCGGAAUUCGAAUCAUUCUCUCUUUGGGCCUCAGCCUCAAUCAAGAUCUGGUUAUGGAUUGGGUACUCCAAUUGAGUCAACUCUUUUACCAACACCACGACCCAUUCAAGGUCAAUCAUCCAUUCACAAUCAGCCUCGAUACUUCAAUGAACAGCCCUUUACACUUUCGGAGACUCGUCAAGAGAAUUCGCUCUUUUCCGAUUCUCUUCAAAUGACAAUCGGAACGUGGAAUGGAGCUGCUGCCGAAGAAGCAAAGAAAAGAUUAUAUGAGCCAUUCUCUCCUUGUGACUCAAUUUCUGGCUAUUCCUCACCGGGAAGUGAACGAGGGGGUCGCGGGGGAUCGGCUGCUUCACCCGAAAGUAUUCAUACUCAAAGCAGAGCACUACACGGCACAACACCGAAUUUUCUCACAGCUGAUAUACCGCAGGUUGACGUCAAUUGGAUCUACGGACAUGGCGCACAU